AUGAUCUGCUGGUCAGGAUCUUUCUAUCCGCAACCCAUAACCAACUGGAAACGGAAAUCCACGGUCGGCUUAUCGAUUGAUCUAUCCACCAUCAAUCCUCUGGGCUUUGUCUGCUAUACGAUAUAUACCUCGGCCUUCUUAUUUUCACCUGUUAUUCGAUCGCAGUAUGCGGCCCGGUAUCCUGCUUCCCCCGAACCAACCGUGCGGUUCAAUGACCUCGCAUUUGCGGCGCAUGCUGCGUUAUUGUCCACCAUGAUGUACACGCAGUUCUGGCCUUUCAUCUGGGGGUUGCAUGUUUCCCGCGUACAGCGAGUCAGCUGGACAAUGGCAGGUCUCUUUUGGGGGUCUAUCCUGUUUCCUCUGGUGGUCAUGGCGAUUGUGCUGGUCCGAAGUCCAGAUGGAGGAUACGAUCCUUCCUCUUGGGCGUGGAUUGACGUGAUAUACUCCUUCUCGUACAUCAAGCUCUUGAUUACCGUUGUGAAGUACAUGCCCCAGGUAGCGUUGAAUUAUAAGCGCCAAUCUACCGUAGGGUGGCAUAUCGGGACCAUUCUCCUGGAUCUGGCGGGUGGAGCACUUUCGAUGCUUCAACUGGUGCUUGAUUCGAGCCUUCAAAGUGACUGGAGCGGUAUCACCGGUAACCCAGUCAAGCUACUUUUGGGCAACAUUACAAUCUUCUUCGAUGCGAUUUUCUGCAUCCAGCAUUAUGUUUUAUACCGAGAUCCCCCGGAUCUCAAGGGAACGCAUGGCGCAGGCGAGCAAACGCCCCUUUUGGUUGAACGAGACCCUUCAGUGUGA
Messenger RNA from Penicillium bovifimosum, 795 nucleotides. RefSeq names its product putative L-cystine transporter. The transcript is spliced from 2 exons. Gene Ontology annotation, cellular component: fungal-type vacuole; vacuolar membrane. Gene Ontology annotation, biological process: L-cystine transport. Gene Ontology annotation, molecular function: L-cystine transmembrane transporter activity. The record is from RefSeq and is a predicted model, not a curated record. Lineage: Eukaryota; Fungi; Ascomycota; Eurotiomycetes; Eurotiales; Aspergillaceae. Bases 1 to 795 code for a protein of 264 amino acids.